AUGGGGGAAGAUCCAAUAGAUAUUCCUCUGCAUGAGGUGGAGUUCCAGGAACUAGACAACCCGCUUCGUGCAGUAAUAGUAAUCAACUCGCCUGAUGUUCCAGAAGGCGAAAUGGACGAGAGACUCUUGGAUGAAAUACAGACAUUUGACGAGGUAAAUGGCUUUUUUGACAAAUUUGACGAAGAAGUUGCCCUCAAAAACGAAGACCACAUCAAGUACGAAGUAGGCAGUGACGGUCUUGUGGUGAUAAUAGUCGAUUCGAAGGAAUUGAAGCAGAAAGUGUUGACCUUUAUUGACGAGUACACUUCGGAAGUGGACAACAGGACGGAAGAUGCAGAGGAUAGACCAGCGAAAAAGGCGAGAAAAUAG
Meyerozyma guilliermondii ATCC 6260 is the source of this 369-nucleotide messenger RNA. RefSeq lists its product as uncharacterized. The transcript has a single exon. The record is from RefSeq and is a predicted model, not a curated record. Lineage: Eukaryota; Fungi; Ascomycota; Pichiomycetes; Serinales; Debaryomycetaceae. The coding region runs from base 1 to 369 and encodes 122 amino acids.